CAAAAGGCGCUGGAGGAUCUACAGCAGGUUAGAAACAGCAGAGAUUUUAUGUACAGGAAUCUCAAAACACAACAACACAUCAGUGUUGCUGUCUCUGCCCAGAUAUUUAAGGAGUGACCGGAUAUUUCCUCAGUAACACUGAUAUAUCUGUUGUUGAUCCUUGGAGAUGAAGAAAUAUCUCAUCCCAGCUGGAAACCUGUUUUGUGUCUGAAAUGAAGUUUUCUGUUGUAACUCAGUGAAAUCCACUGGAACCGGGUACACACCAGCUGGGAACGCAGCAGCAUUUGUUCAACUGCAUUGAUUGUGCGAGGGAUUCACUGCGUCUGACAUCUGACUUGAGACGUUGACAGCAGGUAGAUAUCAUUCACCUGCUCUCAGUGUAGGAAGCCAUUCUGUCACUCAGCCGACCCUCAGACAUACCAGUGAGUUCACCUUGGGGAGAGGUCAUUCACCUGCUCUGUGUGUGGGAGGGGAUCUACUCAGUCAUCCAGCCUGAAGAUACAUCAGCAAGUUCACACCACAGGGAGAGGGUUCACCUGUUCUGACUGCGGGAAGAGAUUCAUACUGUUAUCCAAGCUGAUGAUAUAUCCAAGAAUUUGCAACAGUGACAAGCUGUUCACCAGCUCCAUGUCUGGGAAGAGAUCCACUCAAUCAGCCAUCCCAUAGACACACCAGUGAGUGCAUAAGGGAGAGGGACUGUUUAUUUGUUGCGAGAGUGGGAGCAAAUUCUCACAAGGGAGAGACUCUCCACCUGUUCAGACCAUCCAAAGUGAUUGACAUACUCAUUCCAUCACUUCUCAGUGGGGAGAUGUCAUUCAUCUGCUCAGAUUGUGGGAAGGGAUUUACUCGGUCACAUCAACUGAAAGUACAUCAGCAAGUUCACACUGGGGAGAGGCUGUUCACCUGCCCAGACUGUGGGAAAGUAUUUACUCAGUUAUCUGAGCUGAGCAUACAUCAGCGAGUUCACACUGGGGAGAGACCAUUCACCUGCUCAGACUGUGGGAAGGAAUUCUCUCAGUCAUAUCAACUGAAUGUACACCAGCGAGUUCACACUGGGGAGAGGCCGUUCACCUGCUCAGAUUGUGGGAAAGGAUUUACUCUGUCCUCUCAACUGAUGGUCCAUCAGCGAGUUCAUACUGGGGAGAGGCCAUUCACCUGUUCGGUGUGUGGGAAGGGAUUUGCUCAGUCAUCCAGCCUACAGACACACCAGUCUGUUCACACUGGGGAGAAGCCAUUCAAAUGCUCAGACUGUGAAAAAAUAUUUACUCGGUCAUCUGACCUAUUGGCACACCAGUCAGUUCACACUGGGGAGAUGCCAUUCAUCUGCUUAGUCUGUGGGAAGGGAUUCACUCAGUCAUCUCAACUACAGAGACACCAGCGAGUUCACACAGGUGAGAGGCCGUUCACGUGUUCGGUGUGUGGGAAGGGAUUCACUCAGUCAUCCAACCUACAGAGACACCAGUCAGUUCACACUGGGGAGAGACCGUUUACCUGUUCAGACUGUGGGAAAGGAUUUCCACGCUCAUUUCAACUGAAAGUACACCAGCGCAUUCACACUGGGGAGAGGCCAUUCACCUGCUCAGACUGUGGGAAGGGAUUCGCUCAGUCAUCUGAACUGAAGGUACAUCAGCGAGUUCACACGGGAGAGAGGCCAUUCAUCUGCUCAGACUGUGGGAAGGGAUUCACUCACUCAUCCAACCUACAGACACACCAGCGAGUUCACACUGGGGAGAGGCCGUUCACCUGCUUCGACUGUGGGAAGGGAUUCUCUCGGUCAUUUCAACUACUGGCACACCAGCGAGUUCACACUGGGGAGAAGCCAUUCACCUGCUUCGAUUGUGGGAAGGGAUUCUCUCAGUCAUCUCAACUGAAGGUACAUCAGCGAGUUCACACUGGAGAAAGGCCAUUCAUCUGCUCAGACUGUGGGAAGGGAUUCAUUGUCUCAUCUCAACUGAUGGUCCAUCAACGUGUUCACACUGGGGAGAGGCCAUUCACCUGUUCAGACUGUGGGAAGGGAUUCACUACCUCAUCCCAACUGAAGGAACAUCAGCGAGUUCACACUGGUGAGAGGCCAUUCACCUGCUCAGACUGUGGGAAGGGAUUCACUCAAUCAUCCCAUCUGCAGGCACACCAGCGAGUUCACACUGGGUGAGACUAUUCGCCUGGUCUGUCUUGUGAGAAGAGAUUUCGUUAGUCAUCUCAACUGAUAGUAUAUUGGUGACUUCACACCUGUGCUGUAUGAGGAAGGAGGUUUACUCAGCCAAACCACCUGCAGACAAAUCACCGAGUUCACACAGGGGAGACAGUUUAAAUAACUCUGUGUUGAACUUUUAACCAUUAUGUUUGGUGAAUCCAAUUGCAAGUUGAAGAGUGACUGUUGGUGUCAGAUCCUUCUGUUCAUCACACCUGGAACUGAACCCUGGUCACUGGGCACGGGAGGGGUUUGUUCUGAUCACAUUGGCCUUUAAUUGGACCGGAGUUAAAUAUUGUGGAUUCGACAAAAAUAAAUCAGUCCUAUUCUAAACCUUGUGUCUCAGCCCCUUGCUGACUCUGCAGUG
This is a messenger RNA of Hypanus sabinus (Atlantic stingray), 2558 nucleotides long. RefSeq names its product zinc finger protein 229-like. Lineage: Eukaryota; Metazoa; Chordata; Chondrichthyes; Myliobatiformes; Dasyatidae. Gene Ontology annotation, cellular component: nucleus. The record is from RefSeq and is a predicted model, not a curated record. Bases 809 to 2152 code for a protein of 447 amino acids. The transcript is spliced from 2 exons.